UUUCUGCGCACGCGCAUGGGUUUUAUUGUGCCUUUGCCCAAACAGCCUUAGCUAGAAAGAAGGAGCUGCCAAAAAUUCUUCCUCUCCGCAGUGGCACUCCAAGACACACCGGUCUUGGAAGGAAUGACGUCAGUAUAGAGCCACCUGAAGGAGUCCGGAUGUUUCUAAAUCCGGACACUCCUGCCCCUUCAGCCUCCGUCAGCUCGUCUUAAGGGGCUGGGCCUCUGUGCUCUCCAGGCGUGUCACCUCUCUGAUCGCAAUGCCUCUGCCUCAGGGUGACGUGACUGCCUUAUUCCUGGGGCCUCCCGGCUCGGGAAAGUCCGCCCUGAUCGCCGCGUUAUGCGGUAAGAAUGUGGACACGGUAGAGAUUCCCGAUGGACGGCAGGACUCUGGAGUCCCCAGCCUGAGAGCUGCGGCUCCGGGCCUCUUCCUGGGUGAGCUGAGUUGCCCACCCGCAGCUCCCGGGCCCUGGGCGGCGGAGGCCAACUUGCUGGUAUUGGUGCUACCAGGAUCUGAGGGGAGCGAGGAGCCCUUGACCCCAGCUCUGGGAGAGGCAGCGCGAGCCGCCCUGGCUAGAGGAACCCCGCUGCUGGCUGUCCGGAAUCUGCGCCCUGGAGAUUCCCAGAAUGCAGCUAAAGCCCGGGAUGAGACUGCAGCCUUGUUGAACAGUGCUGGGUUAGGAGCUGCGCCUCUCUUUGUGCCGCCGGCGGAUUGCAGCAGCAGUGACCGCUGCGAGGAGCUAGAGCGCCUGCAGGUGGUGCUGCGGACCCAGGCGGAGGCGCUGCAGAGGCUCCUGCCUCCUGCCCAGGAUGGCUUCGAGGUGUUGGGCGCAGCCGAGCUGGAAGCUGUUCGUGAGGCCUUCGAGACCGGUGGCCUGGAGGCGGCGCUGUCGUGGGUGCGCGCUGGUCUGGAGCGCCUGGGCAGCGCACGACUGGACUUGGCGGUGGCCGGCACCACCAAUGUAGGCCUUGUGCUAGAUAUGCUGCUGGGGUUGGAUCCUGGAGACCCAGGUGCUGCGCCUGCCUCAGCACCCACUGGGCCCACCCCUUAUCCUGCUCCAGAGCGCCCCAACGUAGUGCUCUGGACCGUUCCCCUGGGCCCCACGGCCACAUCUCCUGCCGUCACCCCUCACCCAACCCACUACGAUGCCCUGAUCCUUGUCACCCCCGGGGCUCCCACAGAGGAGAACUGGGCCCAGGUCCGCUCAUUGGUGUCCCCAGAUGCUCCACUCGUCGGUGUGCGCACGGACGGCCAGGGCGAAGAUCCACCCGAGGUUCUGGAAGAAGAAAAGGCCCAGAAUGCAAGUGAUGGGAACUCAGGGGAUGCACGCAGCGAAGGAAAGAAAGCUGGCAUCGGGGACUCGGGGUGCACUGCCGCUCGGAGCCCGGAGGAUGAGCUAUGGGAGGUGCUGGAGGAGGCGCCUCCGCCCGUGUUCCCGAUGCGGCCCGGCGGUCUCCCAGGCCUCGGAACCUGGCUCCAGCACGCACUGCCCACAGCUCAGGCCGGAGCUCUGCUGCUGGCGCUGCCACCUGCAAGUCCCCGGGCGGCGCGGAGGAAGGCGGCUGCGCUACGGGCAGGGGCGUGGAGGCCAGCCCUGUUGGCUAGCCUGGCGGCGGCCGCCGCCCCAGUACCAGGGCUGGGCUGGGCUUGCGAUGUGGCGCUUCUCCGGGGACAGCUGGCCGAGUGGAGGCGCGCGCUAGGCCUCGAACCCGCGGCCGUAGCACGACGUGAGCGCGCCUUGGGCCUGGCUCCCGGAGUACUGGCAACGCGCACGCGCUUCCCGGGCCCGGUGACGCGAGCCGAGGUAGAGGCCAGGCUGGGGUCCUGGGCAGGUGAGGGCACGGCGGGAGGUGCAGCGUUGAGCGCGCUCUCCUUCCUAUGGCCCACGGGUGGUGCUGCGGCAACAGGUGGGCUGGGUUACCGUGCUGCGCACGGUGUACUUCUACAAGCCUUAGAUGAGAUGCUGGCUGAUGCGGAGGCGGUGCUGGGACCCCCAGAGCCCAACCAAUGAGGUGUGCGGUGGGGCUUGGGGUGUCUGGUGACUGGUUUUGGCCCCACAGCCUCUGAGAUUAAGAAGUGACGUUUUGUUAUUCAAACCCGGAGACUUGAAGGAGACUGACAUCUCGUUGAAACGUGAGAUUUACAGUCACCCGAUUUCCUAGGUACUGAAUGGGAGUAGGGUCUAUGCGCCAGAAGUGUGUCAUCCAGAUACCAAUGCAGUAAAGGGAGUUGAGGGCCUGGGACUCAGUAGAAAUGGGAGCUUCUUGGCGUCCCGCUGACACCUGGUCAUGGAUCUCUAGAAGCCUUGAUCCCUGCCUGCCUGUGAGCGAAACUGCGGGGAGAUAGAAGCCUUGGAGUGCUGGCUCCCAAAAGGAAAGAAGUAUAAGUUACCUGAUGAAAGAACAGAUUUUUGUGGGAGCUGUGAGAGCCUUAGGAAAAGUCUGGUUCCUAAGAAGGCUGUGGUUGCCAUUUCUUAGGUGGCAGGAAGCCCUGUGGAGACCAGGGGCCUGCUGGAGACCCUUUAGUCUCUUGGAGUGCAGAAGAUUGUCAGUCAUUUGCUCUCCAAAGCUUUGGUGUGGACGAUAAUGAUCCACAACAUUGAAGGGAAGGGACAAGGGAGUGUGUGGGUAAGGUUGUCUUCUGACAGCUAGAGCCUAGGAAUGGGGUCUUUAGGGUAUGGAAGAUUAGAAACCCACACUUGGAAAUACUUCCCGUGGGAUCCUGGCAGCUGCCUCUCCGAGCUUUACUGGGAAGGUGUGACUACCCCCAUUUUAUAGGUGCUGGGUGAUUCAGGGUCUCUGGCAUGCACGCUCCUGUUUCUCUUUAUUACUGGUUUCUUCUGUCAUAUGGACCUUAACUGCAGGGCCUCAAAGUGAUGGGCUCCUGCUGUAGCAGUCUAUGUGGUUUUUCUGCAUGACCUCUUCUGAUUUCUCCCAAGACACCUGCUGCUGGUCCACAUAGGAUGCUGCUGCUGUGUGUGUGUGUGUGUGUGUGUGUGUGUGUGUGUGUGUGUGUGUAGGGGGUCCCCCUCAGGAUAGCUAGGUAGGCCUUUGAUGCCGUGGGAAAGUGCCUGGAGGGAGGCAUAGGCAGAAACCACAUCGCUGUCAGUUUUGUAGCUUUGUGCAGGUAGGACCACGGGGUUCAGAGAUGCAGGCCAAAGGCUCAUCAACACAGCGGGACAGUGUGUGGCCUGGCCCUGCCUCUUCUCCAUUUUCAGCCCAUCUCCAGCAAGCCUGAUGCCAAGGUCCCACCUCAGGACUUAUGCAUUUUCUGGUUUUCUGUGGGACACUCUGCCUCCCUGUCUUUUUUUGAGAUAGGGUCCUCAUCUGUCAGGUCUCCCCGAAAUGGCUCUAUGGUCACCCAAAGUAGCUUGCAUUGAUCCUGCCACAUGGUAGUCCCUGUAGUGAACAUUACUACCAAUGGCUGUAUUCUCAUUCUCUCACUUGCCUGUUCGUUGGCUCUUGCUCCUUGCUUGUCUUUCUCUUGGGUGUACCCUAGCACCCAGAGCAGUGCCUGACACACAGUAGGUGCCUAGUAUUUAUUUUCUUAGUUUACUGGUCACUGGCACAUGGCCUGGAAUUCAGGUUGUCAUAAUCUUGUUACAAAGAGGGAGAGAAGCAAGCACCUGGUGGGAGAGCGAACGGUAGCAGCAGCUUGGCCGCUGUCACUACAUGAACGAGGGCCAUGUAUUUUCACCUGGUCGAUGAAAGGACUGGGCUAGACCCAUAAGAGCUUCUGAGGGCUAAUCAGAAGCCUGCACAGCUGGGCUUUGCUCCCAUCUAACCCUGAACUCUCACCUCUGACACCAUCCGCCCUACGAGGAGGCACCUUAUUCGGGCGUUCAUGCCUGUAAUCCCCGCACCUCCGGUUGACACAGGAGAAUUUGAAAUUUAAGGCAGUCUUCGGUGAGAGAGGAUUGCAGGCCUGUAAGCUAUGCGCCUGUUCCCACUAGAGUCUAGACGGGCCUUGAACUCCACACGGUCUGGAGCCAGCCUGAUACUAAGUCCUUGAUGCUUGGGUUGGCCAGCUUUGGCCCUGCCUCAGCCUCCCCAGUGCCGGGAUUAUGACUCUAAACCAUCCUAGAUCAGCCUGACACUCUUUUCACUAAAUCAUCAGAACCAAUGUGUUCCUACACCCAAGCACACCUCAUCACACAAUACACCUAAUUGGAAAUACUUGAACUGAUCAAUGGAGGGCCCAAUUCACAUACCCGUGUUUCAAUUAUAUCGAUAAGUUCCCCCCAAUCAUGGGGUUUUGAUCAGUGCCUCACAUAUUAAAGGCAAACACUCUGCUGGAACCAUGUACCUAGCCCUGUGCUGGGCUGCAGGUAGGGUUCUGGGCAGGGGCUCUACCACUGAGCCACGCCCCCAGCCCCUCACUGGGGGAUUCUAGGCAGGGGCUCUACCACUGAGCCACGCCCCCAGCCCCUCACUGGGGGAUUCUAGGCAGGGGCUCCACCACUGAGCUACAUCAUAUUUCAAGACAAGGUCUCACUAAGUUGCUUGGGCUGUCCUUGAACUCACUUUAUUCCAGACAGGCCUUGGAAUUUGGGAUCCUAACCCCUCAGCCUCCCAAGUAACUGGGAUCACAGGCCUGCCUCACCUCCUGGCUUAGUAGUUUUCCCUGAACCUGUGAUGUUCCAGUGGGUCAAGUACAAAUAGAAUCUGAGAUGGAUUUCCCCCCCCCCUCGGUGGCUUUAUCCACAUACUUGGAUCAUAGUUCAACAAUACAGUCUAUUGUGAAAAAUCAUAACAGCAUGAAAGUGAGACAUUGCAACCACAUUUGGGAAGCUGAGAAAUCUUUGUUUCACCCCAGGACCACAGCGCUAUGGAAUAGUGUUUCAAACAGUAGGUUUCCUCGCCUCAUUUAACAUAGUCUAGGCACUCCUCCACAGCCAUGUCCAGGGUGAACGUAAAUUCUGUCAGUUAAUAUUAACCAUCACAGCAGGCAUCUAAGAACUUGCUCUGUUACAUGUGCACAUGUGUGGCUAAGCAUGCACACACUGGCAUGUGAAUGUGCUCACACACAUACCCAGCUCCCAGGUACUGCAGCCCCCUCUGAGAAGCUUGACACUCAAAUGCUACUCCUCUACUGCCUGGGCCCCACUUCCCUUGGUCUGGCUACAGUAACAGCCAAACUCGGUCUCCUAUUAAGUGUCCUGAGCUCUCUAAACCCUCCAUGUCUUUUCUGGUAUUUUGACAUAGCUUAGGCUUGCCUUCACCUCGGCAUGUAGCUGGUGAUGGCCUUGAAAUCCUGAUCCUCCUGCCUGCAUCUCUCCAGUGCCAGGGUCAGGCACGUGGCAUGAUGCCCUGCUCUCACUGUGGCUUGCUUUGGUGCCACCUGGCAUCCCCGUCCUGUGCUUUGCUGCUCUCCCUUCUUGAGGCAGGAGGCCCAUGCUAGAUGCAUCGAAGGAGCAUAUUGUAGCCAUUGUGUGUGUCCUGGUCAGCUCCAUAAACUUGUACAGGGCACUUUUGUGUUUUGUGAUUCCUUGCCCAUUUUUGUUCUGUUACUUGAGAUAGAGGAUCCAGGCUGUCUCAAACACUUGGCGCCAGGUGCUUCUCCGGUCCUAGCCUCUCCUUGUCCUGGGUUACAGGUAGAGGUGGCUGCCUUUUAAACUAUGAUCUCCCACCCCCACCCCUGAGAUAGGGCCUUACUCUACAGCUCUGGGCGUCUAAAGAGCUGGGAUUACAGGUGUAAAUGACUACAUAUGUUGCCCAUACAAUCUUUUGUUAGGAUUUUCAGGCUUUUCCAGAAUGUAAGCAAAGCAGAUAGCCAGGCCCCUGGAAGCCUCCAAAUAGGAAAGGUUCAGUCUCCCUCGUCACAGGCCACCUGCUGCCAGCAGGGUGCUCCCAUGAGGCACCUCGGGUCUGAAAGAGCCUGGGCGCAGGAACUCUGGGAAAUGUCAGUCCUCCAUGCUGGAAUUGCAGCUACACAAUCUUGGCAUUGCCCUUGAAAGACGAGCAGGUUUCAAACGUUGGUGAAUGGAUGAGGUGCCCUCCUCAACAUGGAGAGAGUCUCACACUUCUGGCUCAUGAAGGAGCUGUCUGUUGGAAUGUGGGGGACAAAUCUGUCUGGUAAUCCUGUGGUGUGUUUUGGAAAAAAGAAUAAAAGGGUAGGAAUGCUA
Mus musculus (house mouse) is the source of this 6124-nucleotide messenger RNA. It is a transcript of the gene Irgq, whose product is annotated as immunity-related GTPase family, Q. The record is from RefSeq and is marked validated. Lineage: Eukaryota; Metazoa; Chordata; Mammalia; Rodentia; Muridae. Gene Ontology annotation, molecular function: protein-macromolecule adaptor activity. The transcript has 3 exons. Gene Ontology annotation, biological process: protein quality control for misfolded or incompletely synthesized proteins; positive regulation of autophagy; substrate localization to autophagosome. Gene Ontology annotation, cellular component: lysosome; autophagosome. The coding region runs from base 260 to 2011 and encodes 583 amino acids.